AUGGCGUCAACUGCAUUCAGUCCAGCUUUGAGAGAUCAAGCUGCUUCAUUAAUAGGCCAAUAUCUUUUGCAAGGCUACCGCAUGUUAGCUGAACACUGUGGGGAAUGCACUACAGUACUGGUACAGAAGCAACGUAACAAGCCACUCUGUGUUUUAUGUGAAGAAUUGCUUCCUGAACGAAAAACACAAACACUUACAUCAACAACAGAUAUAUCAAAAACUGAUAAUGAAGAGCCAGAUAGUACAGCAUGUCACGGGGGGAACCCUCCAUCCCCAACCCCUCUUCCUGCUCUUCCUCCUCUGGUGAUAACUGAUGAUGAUGCUAAGGGACAUACCAGUAUUGAGGGUGUGCGUGAGAUUCUACUGAAGAAAAUGACAGUAGCUGCUCGUCAAUUAGAAACAAGUCAAUCAGUUGAGUAUAGUAGUCAUUUAUGUCAGCUGAUAAGAGAGUGUGCAAAUACAAUUAAAUCUCUUAAAGACAUUUAAUAGUCUAUGUAAUUGUUUCGUAUUUUGUAACAUAAUUUUUUUCAAAUGUA
This is a messenger RNA of Amphimedon queenslandica, 536 nucleotides long. RefSeq names its product Sjoegren syndrome/scleroderma autoantigen 1 homolog. The record is from RefSeq and is a predicted model, not a curated record. Lineage: Eukaryota; Metazoa; Porifera; Demospongiae; Haplosclerida; Niphatidae. The transcript is spliced from 3 exons. The coding region runs from base 1 to 486 and encodes 161 amino acids.